UUUUCUUCUUUUCCGCCUCGUGUCCUUUCUGGUAGCCAUUGUCGUCGCGUUAGCAAUUUUAAUUUUGUGGUGUCUACAAAUAUCGAAAUUAUUUGUUCAAAAUGAUUAUUUACAAGGAUCUUAUCUCUGGGGAUGAAAUGUUCUCAGAUACAUAUAAAAUGAAGUUGAUCGAUGAUGUCCUUUAUGAAGUAUAUGGGAGAGUAGUGUCGAGGCGUUUGGACGAUAUUGUCUUAACUGGGGCAAACCCCUCUGCUGAAGAAGCGGAUGAAGGUACAGAUGAGGCAACAGAAUCAGGAGUAGAUAUCGUUUUAAAUCAUCGUCUACAAGAAUCGUUUGCAUUUGGAGAUAAAAAAGCAUUUACACUCUAUCUUAAAGAUUAUAUGAAAAAAUUAAUUUCAAAAUUGGAAGAGAAAUCUCCAGACCAAGUUGACUCAUUCAAAUCUAACAUGAAUAAAGUAAUGAAGGAUAUUCUUGGCAGAUUUAAGGAUUUGCAAUUUUUUACUGGUGAAUCAAUGGACUGCGACGCAAUGGUAGCUAUGUGUGAAUAUAGAGAAAUUGAUGGUAAAAGUGUACCUGUAUUCAUGUUCUUCAAACACGGCUUAGAAGAAGAAAAAUGCUAAUUGCUACAUAAUCAUUUAAGCACCACAUAAUUUAUGCUGUAAACUAAUUGUCUAAAUAAAAUACUGUAUUUACCAAUAUUAUAUUUUGUUCUAAAAAUUUAUAUUAAAAACGAUCAUUUCAUUUUGUAUCCAAA
Messenger RNA from Condylostylus longicornis, 754 nucleotides. It is a transcript of the gene Tctp, whose product is annotated as translationally-controlled tumor protein homolog. The transcript has a single exon. NCBI's taxonomy places the organism in Eukaryota, Metazoa, Arthropoda, Insecta, Diptera, Dolichopodidae. Gene Ontology annotation, cellular component: cytoplasm. The record is from RefSeq and is a predicted model, not a curated record. Gene Ontology annotation, molecular function: calcium ion binding. Bases 102 to 620 code for a protein of 172 amino acids.